UACGACAUCAACAUAACGUUUUUUUACACGAGUGCAUAGUUUUUCCUCCCCGAUCUUCUUCUUCGUGCUCUCUUCUAACACAUUAUUGUUGUCGGCUUCUUUGUUGCGGUGGUAGUAGUGACCGUUACCCGGCUAUCGGAUUCUCAAUCCCCGCCACCCACCCAUACCCCCCUCCGCUCUUUAUUCUUACCGCUACCGAUCGUCUCGUGCUUAGCUCGCUGUGCGUCUUUAUGAUCCGCCACUAUCAAGCGGAUGCUAAUCUUGUUCGCGGACGACAUACGCAUACAGGUGCACCACUACUAGGUCACGGAUCGCGGUGACGCCUCGAUGGACGCUAAAAUUCACGCAGAAUUCCUCACCGGAUUAUCACCACCGACGGCAAGCGUUUAGUGUUGCGUUUAGUGAAAAUUCAAAACACUGUUCGUCGGAGAAGUUUCUGUGAUCGUGGCUCGCUGACUGUGAGCUUGUGCGUAAGUGUGCCCAAAAAUUGACAGCUAAACGAAACGAACGUGCACGGUGUGAAUGGUGUCACUGGAAAAUGUCGAUCCUAAUCUCGUAGCGCGGGUGAGGCAGCAGCAACAGCAAAAAGUUAACGAGCGAGAAAGGAAGAUUACUUUGCAAAAUGUAAAGCACCUUCAUUCUUUGCCCAUCGCCGUCGGCUAACUGACGUAAAGGAUCAUUAAACAUCCGCAGUGUAUCGCGCCGAGUGUGUACGUCCGCGUGUGUUUCGAGAGCUGGUGGUUCGGUGCAUUUCAGUGCGAAAAAAGCUCAAAGUUUGUGCCGCAAGAAAUUCCGCACGAUUAGUGCGUGUGUUUUGUGCCCGCGUUUUGUCGUCUUGUCUGUGUAGUUGAAGUGCCGCGCUUGUGUGUGUUUGUGUGUUUAUGUGUGUGACAAAGCUUUUUCCUCUGCGGCGACCGAUAACGGAACGAGAAGCGCAAUCAUCAUGAUGAUGAAGUCAUUUGUUCGGGGUUCGCCGCUACCGCCAUCGUUAAAGUUCGCGAGGUCUGGGUAAGCCAGCGGAAGAAAAACGCGAAAAUCCGUCACCGAAAAUCUGGAUUUAGCAUUGGAAAUUGUAUAGGCCCCCAAGGGGCCAAAGUGAGGUUGUGUGUCUGUGUGUCCGUGACAGUGUGUACGUGCGUGUGUGGCCCCUACGGGUACGGUGCUCGUUUGGAUUAACUUGUGACCUUUCUUACCGGUGCUCGAAUGAACCGAACGCCAUCAGCAUCAUCAUCGUCGUCGACCGGGAGACAGCUGCUCGCGCGAAAAAGAUAACGUGACGCGGGCCCACACACCCGUACACAACGCAGCCUCCGGGAGAAACGUGGCCAGCUUACGCAGCCGGGGUACGCCGAAGAAAAGCAGACGGCUCGUCGACGUCGAGAUGUCAAUAACCUGAAGAAGAGCGCCACCCUGCGGAAAGUGUUCUUCAGCACGAUCUUCUGUAUCCACACUGCCACCCAUGUGUUCCGUGUGCUCCGUGCACGAUCGCGACCCGUACCUGCACCUGCACUUUGCUUCGGAGCGACGACCCGAACCGGACAGUUUAUGUCGAUCGACAGUCGAUUGAUACGCACGACUAAAUUGCCACCGCAAGGCGGUCUGGCAAGACCGAUACCCGUACCCGCCGUUUGUUGGUAGCGUGUUAAUCGACUUUGCGCACUCCGCUCCAAGCCAAAGCCGAAAAUCUGUUAACGGCGGAAACUGGCCCCGGCUCCAAGCAGGCAAAGCAACGAAAAGAAAAAUCACUCACAUCCUCGAGCCGAACCGCGCCAGAACGGCGAAUCGGAAACGCAUUAACGGAGGACGCCUGGACGAAUGUGAGGACCAUUAUCGAUUCCCCCCCAAAACUGAACCUGCCAAUUAAAACGCGAGCGUGAGCGCGCUCUUGAGCGGAGGUUAAAAGGCUCCCGAGAUCGCACCAGCUAUUUGUUUGUUUUCACUGUCUCUGGAGCGUUCCGUCGAAACGCACCUCAUCUUCUUUCCCGCACAAAGCCGAGCAGUCCUGUCAGAAGGAGCUGAAAAGCCUCGGAGCGCAUGCAUAUGUUGGAUUUGAUCACCGACAUCGCGAUGGCGUCGUCGUCGAGCCAAAUGGAAAUUAGCGAACCGUUCCGUACGGAGGACCUGUCAAAGACGGAUUUUUUCGACUUUGUCACAGGCUCCGCACCGGACAUGGCCAUCAGCAGCAGUAGUGGUGGACCGGGCGGCGGUGGAGGAGGAGGAGGGGGCGGUGGUGGCGGUGGAGGUGGAGGUGGAAGUGGUGCCACCAAUACCUCCAAUGUGAACAGCAACAAUCCCUGCAACCGUUCCCUGUCGGGUGUGUUACCGAGCAUGGGACCUAACGGAGUGACAGAUCGACCGCCGGACGGUAGGAACGGGAGCGAAGGUUCACCGAUGGACGGAACGCAAACUAACAGAGUGACCGGAAGUGGUGGCGGUCCCGUGCCCGAUGCUAACGAUCAACCGCUUCAGGGAUUUGAUCAGUUCUGGGGCCCCGACAAAGAUGCCAAUCGGUUAGAUCCGGCCAUGUUCGAGGAUCUUAAUCGCUACUGUUGGAUACAGCAGAACAACAACACUACAACGACGAGCAAUAGCAACACAAAUAGCAACGCCGCCAACAACCCCAGCAGCAACAACAACAACGGACCACUCAACAGUCAGGUGGCCGAUACAGAUGGACAGAUCUACACACUAACAGUAUUAAACGGAGCACCGGAGCCGUGGGUAUUAAGAAAGGACCCGUCCAGCUCGGAACCAGCCGCUCCCGCUUCUAACCUCGAUCUCGACACAAUACUCGGAGGAUUUCCGGGCUAUGUCAAGACGGAAUGUUUCUCCUACGACGACAGUGGCUUCGGUACGGAUCACCACGCGAAAGACGAUCCUCACCAUCAGCAGCAACAGCAGCAAGCACAAGUACAAUCGCAACAGCAACAGAUGCCGGUCACGUCGAGUAACAUCGUCCUAUCGAGUCAGCUGCUGGACCCCAACAGUGUGCUGGCCUACCAGAACAACAACAACAACGACUGGCAGAUGUCGGACCAUAACGUAAUACAGCAGGACACGCCCGAGUCUUUGCUUCGCAGCGCUCUGCAGGGUAAAGGCUACACCAAAGGCACUGGACUGCCGUUGCAGAAUGGAGCCAUCACCGUGCUACCUGCCACCGGACACAUGAAGGACGAUGAGUUGCGACGAGUCCUCUACUCGGCCGGAGAUCCCACGGAUUCGUUGGCGGCGUACGCCGAUUCCACGCUGGCCAGCACCAUGUACGACGAGUCGGUGUUACACUCACCAGCCUCCACUAACCAGUCGGCCACCUCCCAGCAGCAACAUCAGCAUCAGCAGCAACAUCAGAUGGUCGCAUCCACCGGACAGGUGACGGAUCUUGGUGCAGGUGGCGGUGGAGGUGGCACGGGUCCCGCGAGUGUGGUGGUGGACGAUAUGUUCCUUACGCUUGAUGCUGCCUUCCCGGAGGACUACGAGAAGCUGAAGCGGAUAGCGACGGAGGUCCAGCAGUUUUGCACGGACAACAACAACUACGCGGAGAUCAUCGUGGAAGCACCGUCGAUGGGUAACGGAUGCAAUGCCAGCGCGACUACCAACACGCUGCUGACGGGAGGGAACCAUCAACAUCAUCCAGGACACGGCAACAUGGGCGUAAUGUCGCCAACGGGAGGACUUCCCCGGCAACCGCCCGUUUCAACGACAACCUCCUCGGACGUGGUGACAACGACCUCCACCACCAAGGCUAAGGCUCCCCGGACGAAGAAGAACUACAAGCGAUCUCUCAGCAACAAUGCCGGAAGUGCACAGGCCAACGCCAACAACAGCCCCACGCUGACAUGCCUGACCACGAACAACAACAACACGAGCAUGAGCAACCUCAACACGAUCACCGGCGGAGCUGGAGCUGCGGCGCUGCUGAGUCCUGGCAGUGUGACGGCCGGCUCCAACGGCACAACUCAGCUGACCACCUCCACCACCACCACCACAACCACUGCCACCACCAGCCCCACCCAGUGCGGCAAUGGACAGCGCAAGGAACGAUCGCUCCACUACUGUUCCAUCUGUUCCAAGGGCUUCAAGGACAAGUACUCCGUGAACGUGCACAUACGCACCCACACCGGGGAGAAACCGUUCGCGUGUUCGCUCUGUGGCAAAAGCUUCCGCCAGAAGGCCCAUCUGGCCAAACACUACCAGACCCAUCUGGCGCAGAAGAACCCGCCCGGCGGUGGUGGCGGAGGUGGCGGAGUCACGAAGCAAAGUAAACAGAGUCGGCUCCAGGCUGCACCAGCUCAGCUUGCAACGACGGACCCGAGCUUAGGAGGACAGUUGCCAUUGGUGCCUGGUGCCGGGUCCGGUCCCACUGGAGCAGCAGCAGCAGCAGCAGCAGUCACGACCGUUCCCGGAUCGCUCGCACAGAUGGUGGUAGUCCCGCAGGCCCAGUCGCCACCGAUGCUGCUCACCAACACACCCAACACUGCCACGAUCGUCGCCAGCCGGUGAACCGCCACAGCAGCAAUCCGCUUGACAAAUUUGACCUUUGUUCCUAUUUUAAUGUAUUUACCGGGCCGCGUACGCAGCUCUCAGCAUGAAGUUUUGGGGACGAAUCGUUGAGAAUGUGAUAGCCGGAAUCGGAUCGACAUCACCAAACGGGGAGGCCAUGUUUUUUUUUUCGGGGAAGCCUGCUCAAACUCAAAAUUACCUGUGAUGAUA
Anopheles stephensi (Asian malaria mosquito) is the source of this 4710-nucleotide messenger RNA. Its product is annotated as mucin-19-like. NCBI's taxonomy places the organism in Eukaryota, Metazoa, Arthropoda, Insecta, Diptera, Culicidae. The transcript has 7 exons. The record is from RefSeq and is a predicted model, not a curated record. The coding region runs from base 2035 to 4500 and encodes 821 amino acids. Gene Ontology annotation, molecular function: histone deacetylase binding; DNA-binding transcription factor activity; RNA polymerase II cis-regulatory region sequence-specific DNA binding. Gene Ontology annotation, cellular component: cytoplasm; nucleus. Gene Ontology annotation, biological process: cell fate commitment; regulation of transcription by RNA polymerase II.